Seminavis robusta is the source of this 1230-nucleotide messenger RNA. The record is from the annotation of a GenBank genome assembly. Lineage: Eukaryota; Bacillariophyta; Bacillariophyceae; Naviculales; Naviculaceae.
AUGGAUGUUCCGUUUCGUGGGUCAGCAAUUCGUGUCGCUGCCAGUUUGAUUGUUUCGUUGCUGUUGGUCAGUUUUCGAUAUGACUUUGCGGCUACCAAGUCGAUCGUCUCGAAGUAUGGCAUUUCCACCAAUCGGACCGUCACGACUGCCAAUCGGACCGUCGCCACAACAGCCCCAGCGACCACGGCAGUCCCAAAGACGACAAGCACCCCGACAGCAAGCGCCGCUGCUCCCACUACAGAAGGCUUGAUCAAGAGACGGUUCCUGUUUGGAAUAUUCACAUAUGAUGGAGGCACAAAAAAUUAUCAACAACGUAUGGCCAUUCGGAAUUCCUACUUGUCCUUCUAUCGAAACCAAGCACCUUUGGACAACCCUGCCAUGAAAGAAACAAUCUGCUCCUUGGAAGAACUCUUGAACAAUCCACACUUAGAUGACCCCUAUGCAUGCCAAUUUGUAUACACUUUUGUUGUGGGAGGAGGACAUCCAGAGCAGCGACCAGACAUUUGCUACUGGGAAGAGUGUGGUCAUGAGACCAAGGACUUUGUUGUCGCCACUCCAGCCUUUGAUGUUUCAGAGGCUCUCUCCAAAGAAAUGUCUCUGUUGAAUCACACAGACUUUACCUUUCUGAGUGCGCGUGAAAAUCAUGAAGAAGGGAAGACUGAAUCGUGGUUUACGUAUGCAGCAUCUCUCACCAGGGACCGACCAGAACUCAAGCUGGAUUACAUUGGGAAAAUGGAUGAUGACACCAUAGUGUUUGUGGAUAGGAUGCUGGGUCGAUGGCAGACACGAUUCAACCAUGAACUUGAGCAACCAUUGGUUGCAGGUGGAUGGUUGAUUCCACGAGAUUUGUGUUCCAGUUCCAAUUCAGGCUGGGAAGGAGUGUGUGACAACCCCAAGUUCUAUGCACCCUACAUGCUACCUGGAGGAUUCAAUUUUGCCUCCACAAAGCUCGCCCAGCAGCUAUAUCUGAUUGGAACUACCUUGGAGCACAAGAAGAAGAUGUUCUUUCCAGGCCAUGAAGACAUGGGUUUUUCGAACAUGGUAUUCUCCGUUGACAAUGUGACAACAGUGCCAGUGGGUGAACACAACCCUGCAACACAUCCUACAAAAACGCCGGAGCACAUGUACCGAAACUAUUUCAAAAGGUGUGCUGAAUGCAAACGGGACGAAAAGUUGCUUGAAAUUCCAGAUCUGGAAACCAUGUCUGGUGACGGGGAAAAGCAGGGAUAA